CAGGAGGUUUGUGUGCUGAACGCGGCUGGCUGUGUGAGACCAGUUCUUGACGGCCGAUAGCCUUCCAUGAAGGUCUUUGGAAAGCAAGCACAGGAGCUGUGACUGAUGAGAAUUAAAGGCCAUGGAUAGAGAUGGACUUGAAUUGCAACCACAAGGGCCAAACUCAUUUUUUGAUACAACAGGAGUUGAUGCUACACACAUGGAUGGUGAUCAAAUUGUUGUGGAAGUACAAGAAACUGUUUUUGUUUCAGAUGUUGUGGGUUCAGACAUAACUGUGCAUAACUUUGUUCCUGAUGACCCAGACUCAGUUGUAAUCCAAGAUGUUAUUGAGGACGUUGUUAUAGAAGAUGUUCAAUGCCAAGACAUCAUGGAAGAAGCAGGUGUAUCUGAAACUGUCAUCAUUCCUGAACAAGUGCUGGACUCAGAUGUAGCCGAAGAAGUUUCUUUAACACAUUGCACAGUCCCAGAAGAUGUUUUAGCUUCGGAUAUUACUUCAGCCUCAAUUUCUAUGCCAGAACAUGUCUUGACAAGUGAAUCUAUACAUGUGCCUGAUGUUGGACAUGUUGAACAUGUGAUUCAUGAUAAUAUAGUGGAAGCAGAAAUCAUCACUGAUCCACUGACAACCGACGUAGUUUCAGAAGAAGUAUUGGUAGCAGACUGUGCCUCUGAAGCAGUCAUUGAUGCCAAUGGGCUCCCUGUAGACCAGCAAGAUGAUGACAAAAGCAACUGUGAGGACUACCUUAUGAUUUCCUUGGAUGAUGCUGGCAAAAUCGAACACGAUGGUUCCUCUGGAAUGACCAUGGAUGCAGAGUCAGAAAUCGAUCCUUGUAAAGUGGAUGGCACUUGUCCUGAAGUCAUCAAAGUCUACAUUUUUAAAGCUGACCCUGGGGAGGAUGACUUAGGUGGAACAGUGGACAUUGUGGAGAGUGAGCCUGAGAAUGAUCAUGGAGUGGAACUACUUGACCAGAGCAACAGUAUUCGUGUUCCCAGGGAAAAGAUGGUUUAUAUGACUGUAAAUGACUCUCAGCAAGAAGAUGAGGAUUUAAAUGUUGCUGAAAUUGCCGACGAGGUUUAUAUGGAAGUGAUUGUUGGAGAGGAAGAUGCCGCCGCCGCCGCCGCCGCUGCUGCCGCUGCACAUGAACAACAGAUAGACGACAAUGAAAUCAAAACCUUCAUGCCAAUUGCGUGGGCAGCUGCUUAUGGUAAUAAUACUGAUGGAAUUGAAAACCGGAAUGGCACUGCAAGUGCCCUCUUGCACAUAGAUGAGUCUGCUGGGCUCGGCAGACUGGCUAAACAAAAACCAAAGAAAAGGAGAAGACCUGAUUCCAGGCAAUACCAAACAGCAAUAAUUAUUGGCCCUGAUGGACAUCCCUUGACUGUGUAUCCGUGCAUGAUUUGUGGGAAAAAGUUUAAGUCAAGAGGCUUCUUGAAAAGGCACAUGAAAAACCAUCCAGAACACCUGACCAAGAAGAAAUACCGCUGUACUGACUGUGACUACACUACCAACAAGAAGAUAAGUUUACACAACCACCUCGAGAGCCACAAGCUGACCAGCAAGGCGGAGAAGGCCAUUGAAUGCGACGAGUAUGGGAAGCAUUUCUCUCACACUGGGGCUUUGUUUACUCACAAAAUGGUGCAUAAGGAGAAAGGAGCCAACAAAAUGCACAAGUGUAAAUUCUGUGAAUACGAAACGGCUGAGCAAGGGUUAUUGAAUCGCCACCUUCUGGCCGUCCACAGCAAGAACUUCCCUCAUAUUUGCGUGGAGUGCGGUAAAGGUUUUCGCCACCCAUCAGAGCUCAAAAAGCACAUGCGAAUCCAUACUGGGGAGAAGCCGUACCAGUGCCAGUACUGCGAAUAUAGGUCUGCAGACUCUUCUAACUUGAAAACACAUGUAAAAACGAAGCAUAGUAAAGAGAUGCCAUUCAAGUGUGACAUUUGUCUCCUGACUUUCUCAGAUACCAAAGAGGUGCAGCAACAUGCUCUUAUCCACCAAGAAAGCAAAACACACCAGUGUUUGCACUGCGACCACAAGAGUUCAAACUCAAGUGAUUUGAAGCGACACAUAAUUUCAGUUCACACUAAGGACUACCCACACAAGUGUGACAUGUGUGAUAAGGGCUUUCACCGGCCCUCUGAACUCAAGAAACAUGUGGCUGCCCACAAGGGUAAAAAAAUGCACCAGUGUAGACAUUGUGACUUUAAGAUCGCAGAUCCGUUUGUUCUCAGUCGCCAUAUUCUCUCAGUCCACACGAAGGAUCUCCCAUUUAGGUGCAAGAGGUGUAGAAAGGGAUUUAGACAACAGAAUGAGCUUAAAAAGCAUAUGAAGACCCACAGUGGCAGGAAGGUGUACCAGUGUGAGUACUGUGAGUAUAGCACUACCGAUGCCUCAGGCUUCAAACGACAUGUUAUUUCCAUCCAUACAAAAGACUACCCUCACCGCUGUGAGUACUGCAAGAAGGGGUUCCGGAGACCCUCAGAAAAGAACCAGCACAUAAUGCGACAUCAUAAAGAAGUUGACCUGUCCUAACGUUCUCUCUACAGACUUGCGUAGAGAGAUUGGCCUUGAUGCGGAAAUUAAUUUUAAAGCCAGUUAGUCACGCCCACAUAUAAUACUGUAUAUUGAUUUAUGCUGUGUACAAAUAGAAUUAUGGCUUCUAGUUGCUUUUUUUUUUUUUAAUAACCAAUUUUUCAAUAGUGUGUUCAGAAUUCCACCCAGUUUGUUUAAUAUUUGGGGCAAAGCGGCAACAAGUCAGCUGCUUUUAAUAAAGUAAUCCCUGAUUGUUUAUGGAAUUUUUUUAUCUUAGAAGUUUUAUAUUUAUUUAAAUAUUUACAUUGCUUGCCUUUAUGGUACUCUUCUAAGACCAUUUAACUUAAAGUUAAGGUAACUUUAGAUUGGUAACUCUGCAAGUAUUUCAUGUUGAUUUUUUUUUUUUUUUAACCUCCCUUAGCCCCAUCCUGCCCCGCGCCCGUAUUUCUCACAAUAAAAUCAGAGACAGCUACUAAUAUAAAUGAGAGAUUUCACAGUCAGGUCUAAUGAUCAUAACAUGGAAGUCAUUUACUUGUCUUGCUUAAUACUCUUUUCAGACCCCAUGACACUUGACAGUUUCCAGUUGAGCUUUUGUGUCCUUAGAAUUACUGAGUGAAAGAACUGGUCAGGUUCGUGUUUCCUUUUCAUUUGAUGUAGCAGACAAAGUAACGACUUUCUUUGGCAUAUUCCCACCUUCUGUCAACCCAGCAAAUGUUUAGAAACCCUUAUUGAUAACUUUUGCUCGGCCCUGUUGUAUUUUUAUUAUUCUGUCUGUGCUGCUUUGUCUUGGAAUGAUUGUGUGCUACCAAUGAGACUUCUUGAAGACUGAAUUUUGGAAUCUCUUGGAAGUAAUUCGUGACUCAUAUAAUCUUUUGCAAGUUUAUAUAUGUAAAUGUACCCUGAAUUAUAUAUAAGUACACAUAUAUAUAACAUGUAUCUGUGUGUAUUGCUUAUUUUAUGUAUUUAUACACACAACCCCAAGUAGUAGUUGUUUUAAAAUCUAUAAUGAAAAGUAUUAAAUUUACAAUAACAUGAAAGAUCCAGGGAUGUAUGAGAGGGCAUUCUGUGAAUGAUGCUCUUCAGAGAGACUACUCAGGUGAAGAAUUAGAAGGAAAAUAAGGACACUAGUAUUUUUAAAGAGUAAAGGUAUUUUCCUUUAAUUAUCUUGAUAAAUUGACAAAUAGAAGUUGAUUCUAGAUAGAAUGUUUCAUACAAUUUCAGCUUCAUGCCUUUAUAUAUAUAUGUGUGUGUGUGUGUGUGUGUGUCGUAAUAUAUAUAUAUAUAUAUUUUUUUUUUUUCCCCCCCCUGAAAAGCUGAUGAGUAGCCAGGCACAACUCCUGGGUCUUUUUCCCCAAAAGCCAGGGAGAGAACUGUGUGUCUCACUGAGAGAGGAGUCUGCGGGGCAGCAUUGGCUCCAGGUGACAGAGUGGGUGCUAAUGAUGACUCACACUUGGCAAGGUCAGCCUGCCUUGCUAUUUUUUCUUAAAACAGUUACAGUGAACAGACUUAAUGAUAAUAACCUAACAUGCCCGUUGGCUUUGAUUAGUAGAUAAAAAUGUUUUAAGUGCAUAAUGAAAUUCUGAGGCCUUAUUUGGAAUCUCACUAAGUCUUUCACAGUUUUAGUUUUUUCACUGAGAGGUGACUUCUUUGUUUUGUUUUAUUGUUUUAAACAAAUUGCUGGAAAUUAGAGUCAUAAAUUUGUAAGAUGUCUUUUUGUUAACUAAUGGUGAAUAAAGUUGGUGUUGUGACUCAUGGAGACCCGAGCACACUCUUUGGUGUCCCUUAUUAUGGCCAUUGGCACGUACGUAUCUGAUACGUUGGAAGAAAAGAACAUUUUCCUACCCACGUUGCCACUUAAUGAUGGUGCUCCAGCCCCUCCGUGCAGUUCAGGUUUCACGUCUCACUGUUCUCUUUGCCAUUGCCAUUUGUAUUUCAGAGUUCUAUUGAUAAGGUUAGAAAUCUAAAUAUUUGGUGUUUGGCAAGCCUGUGAAGUCUAGUUCGAAAUCAAAUUCUUUGGGCCAAUGAGAACUUCAAUCUAAAUGCCAAUCAAAACCAACGGAUGGAUUUUGGGGGUUUUGUGCCCUCUUGGAGGAAUCCUUGGGUGUUGUACAUGGUUAAGACAAGGCUAAUGUACUAGACUGCUAACUGAAAGGUUUGAAGGGCAAGUCCGCCCAGAGAUGCUUCAGAGAAAGGCCUAGUAGUCUACCUAGGAAAAGUCAAACAUUGAAAGCCAACCCUAAGGAAAACAACCAACUCAAACUUGGUGCCACUGGAUGGAUUUCAACAACCCACACUGUAGGACGGGGUAGAACAGCCCCUGUAUGUCCCGAGGCUGAAACUUCACAGGAGCAGAAAGCCUCCUCUCUUGCCCUCAGAGGCGGGUGGCCUUGAACUCCUGAUAUUGGUGGUUAGUAGCCCAAUGUUUAUUAAGCCUCUGUGCCACCAGAGCUCACAGUUCCAUUCUGAUGUAUAUGGGGCCACCGUGAUUUGAACUCAACAGCAACUGGUUGACCCCCAUAAUAAUAAGCUUUUUUAAUUAAAAAUCAAGAACCUCGUAAUUUUGUAAUUCAUUGCCCUGCAGUACUAUUAUGUAAAACUUCCC
Messenger RNA from Echinops telfairi (small Madagascar hedgehog), 5129 nucleotides. RefSeq names its product zinc finger protein X-linked (gene ZFX). Gene Ontology annotation, cellular component: nucleus. The record is from RefSeq and is a predicted model, not a curated record. Lineage: Eukaryota; Metazoa; Chordata; Mammalia; Afrosoricida; Tenrecidae. The transcript is spliced from 8 exons. Gene Ontology annotation, molecular function: RNA polymerase II cis-regulatory region sequence-specific DNA binding; DNA-binding transcription factor activity, RNA polymerase II-specific; metal ion binding. Bases 122 to 2527 code for a protein of 801 amino acids. Gene Ontology annotation, biological process: regulation of transcription by RNA polymerase II.